CAUGCGCCUGGCCGGCGGCGCCGGCUCCCCUCGGGCCGCGCCCUCGCCCGGGAACGGCAGCCGGUGGCGGGCGGCGGACCCGGGCGGCGGCGGCCCCAGCCCCGAGGCGUGGUCGGGGUCUCCCAACGGCAGCCUGGGCGGCUGGGACCCCUUCGGGCGGGACGAGGAGCUGGCGAAGCUGGAGAUCGCGGUGCUGGCCGUCACCUUCGCGGUGGCGGUGGUGGGGAACGGCAGCGUGCUGCUGGCCCUGCGGCGCACGCCGCGCAAGGCGUCUCGCAUGCACCUCUUCAUCCGCCACCUCAGCCUCGCCGACCUGGUGGUGGCCUUCUUCCAGGUGCUGCCCCAGCUCUGCUGGGAGGUGACACACCGCUUCCACGGCUCCGACGGACUCUGCCGCGUCGUCAAGCACCUGCAGGUCUUCGGCAUGUUCGCCUCGGCGUACAUGCUGGUGGCCAUGACCGCCGACCGCUACAUCGCCGUCUGCCAUCCGCUGAAGACGCUGCAGCAGCCCACCAAGCGCUCGUACGGGAUGAUCGCGGCGGCCUGGGCGCUCAGUCUGCUGCUCAGCACCCCGCAGUACUUCAUCUUCUCCCUCAGCGAGGUGGAGCGCGGCUCGCAGGUCUACGACUGCUGGGCGCACUUCAUCAUGCCCUGGGGGCCCCGCGCCUACAUCACCUGGAUCACCGGCGGCAUCUUCGUCGCGCCCGUCCUCAUACUCAUCACCUGCUACGGCUUCAUCUGCUACCGCAUCUGGCGCAACGUCCGGGGGAAGACGCGCCCGGGGGAGGCGGUGGCGUCGGGGGAGGAGGCGGCGGCGGUGGCAGCGGGUGGCGGGCGGCGGGCGGGUAGCGGCGGCCCGCGGCGGGGGCUGCUGCUCGCUCCCUGUGUCAGCAGCGUCAAGACCAUCUCCCGCGCCAAGAUCCGCACCGUCAAGAUGACCUUCGUUAUCGUGUCGGUGUACGUUGUCUGCUGGGCGCCCUUCUUCACCAUCCAGAUGUGGUCCGUCUGGGACCAGCGAUUCCCCUGGGUCGAUUCUGAAAACACUGCAACUACUGUUACAGCUCUGCUGGCCAGUCUGAACAGUUGCUGUAACCCAUGGAUCUACAUGUUCUUCAGUGGGCACCUCCUGCAAGACUGCAUACAGAGCUUCCCUUGCUGUCAAAAAAUAAAGCAAACGCUGAGUAAAGAAGAUUCAAACAGCAAUAGCAGGCGACAGACUUCUUUCACCAACAACAGAAGCCCAACCCACAGCCUAAACACCUGGAGGGAGAUGCCCCUCUCUAAAUCAACGAGCUUCAUUCCCAUUCCAACAUGAGACAGGCUGUGGGGCAGGAGGGCAUGACACUUUAUGCCUAUCAAAGGCACCAGUCACGGUACCAAGGAAUGACUAACAUGGCUAUAAGGCUAACAUGCUGCCUUGCUCAAUAAGCUAUCCUGCAGCAUGUAAAUUAUUUUCUGAAAGGUAUUUAGAACUUGGGCAACUGAUAAGGAAGGCACGGCAACAAUAAAGUGAUUAUUUUUUUAAAUA
Molecule: messenger RNA, 1528 nt
Organism: Chiroxiphia lanceolata (lance-tailed manakin)
Lineage: Eukaryota; Metazoa; Chordata; Aves; Passeriformes; Pipridae
Gene: AVPR1A
Product: arginine vasopressin receptor 1A
Exons: 2
Coding region: 2-1315 (437 amino acids)
Biological process (GO): regulation of systemic arterial blood pressure by vasopressin; positive regulation of vasoconstriction; G protein-coupled receptor signaling pathway
Cellular component (GO): membrane
Molecular function (GO): vasopressin receptor activity; peptide binding
Source: RefSeq, a predicted model, not a curated record